CCAGCCACGGCCCUGAGGUUCCGCGGCUCUCAGCUGACAGACACUCCGGGAAAACUGUUUCUGGGAGCGGCAGGGGUGGAGGCGACAGAAUACUGGUCCCGCUGGCGGAAUAGCGGCUUUCCUCUUUAUGAGCGAAAAGCAUUGAAUGUUAAGCUCACUAUUGCGAAAGUUCCUUCCUUCACCCCCCCCCCCCAACACUCCACCCCUCAUCAUUGAAGCCAAGGGGGAAAAGACAGACUCGACUCGUGCAGCUCAAGAAGUAAAAAAAAGCCUAAAUGAAUCGGUGUGACUAGAUUUUGGGCAGCAAAGGUAAACUCCCAAUCAUAAGCAACGUGGAGCCUGUUUAUCAGAAAGUUAUUUGAUGCUGAAUCAGAAAAAUAUCGAGCACAGAUCAACAGCUGAAUUAGCUGAGCUAAUAGACUGAGCAGAGAUGGAAGUAUGAAUGUGGUUCACACUAAUUGACGGUGUAACUCCUGUUGCCAUGACAACCAGCCAUUGCAGUCACCUGCCUGAGGUUCUUCCAGACUGCACUAGCUUGGUACCUUUAGUAAAAACAGUGGAAGAUUCUGCUGAUGUCGUGAAUGGGCAGCCACAAUAUGUCAUGCAAGUUUCAGCUAAAGAUGGGCAACUGCUGUCAACAGCGGUAGUUAGGACACUGAACACACACAGCACACUCCAUGACCGUCCUAUGUGCAGGAUCUGCCAUGAAGGCAGCAACCAGGAAGAUCUGCUAUCCCCCUGUGAAUGUACAGGAACCCUAGGAACUAUUCAUAGAAGCUGCCUAGAGCACUGGCUUUCUUCUUCAAACACCAGUUACUGUGAACUCUGCCAUUUCAAGUUUUCAGUGGAGCGUAAACCUAGACCAUUAAUAGAGUGGUUAAGAAAUCCAGGCCCACAACAUGAGAAGCGGACUUUGUUUGGCGAUAUUGUGUGCUUCCUGUUUAUAACCCCUCUGGCCACAGUCUCUGGCUGGUUGUGUUUGCGGGGAGCAGUGGACCAUCUACAUUUCAGCAGCCGCCUAGAAGCAGUUGGACUCAUUGCACUAACUGUUGCACUCUUCACUAUUUAUCUAUUUUGGACUCUAGUUUCAUUCCGUUAUCACUAUCGAUUAUACAAUGAGUGGCGUCGAACCAAUCAAAGAGUAAUGCUGCUUCUCCCAAAGUCGUCGGUUGCAUCAUCUUCUCAACAAUUGCUUCUUGGUCUCCAUCCAAUGAAAAGGAACUCAAAAGAAACAAUUGUAUAACUUAUGUCAAUUUCAUAAGAUUCUGGGUUGAAAAUUCCAUGAGCUCUAGCCAAAGCAAAUUAAUUUAGUAUGCUACCUUUCUUCAGAAGUUAGCCUAGCUUCACAAUACAGCGACUUAAUGGGCUUUGGAUGAUUUGAUAAUAUUUUCAGCUUUUCAUAAAAUUGUGUAAUCUUUAUUACUACAAUCAGGCCAACAAUAUAGCCCUUCAUACUAACAUUACUGAUAAUGUAACUUUUUGUAUUUAGUUUCAUUUUAAUGUCAGAUAAUCUUUAUGGAUUUUUGUUUUUUCCCCUUAAUUAAUUGGGUAAUGUACUUGAUGGUAAAUGUACUUGAUGGUAAUGAUGUAGAUUUUGUGUAUUAUUCUAGAAAAUGGGGUUGAUAGAUCACUUUUCAUUUUCUGCAUAAAAGCUUUAUCAGAUUCAGAAAAUUGUGUUUGUUUCCAGAACUUGGAACUUUUCUAACUAUAAUUGGUUAUCAACUAAUUUGUCAUGGGGACGGUCACAAUUUUAAAAUCAAAACUUUUAUGAAAAUGCUUUUAGACUUAUUCUUUUCAAAAAAUUAUGCAAGUGCGAUGAUAAUUUAAUGGCCUGUUGAUCAUGAUACUGCUAUGCAGUAGAUAUGUCACUUUGAAAUAAUUUCUUUUUUCCAUUCCAUCAGAAUGCAAUUUGGGACAGAUUUGCCAAUUUUUUCAAGACUCCGACUAUUUAAUAUAUUAAUUUUAUUAACAUUGAUUAUUCUAAGCAGUCUUAAGUUUGCUGCAAAAUACUGUGUUAUGCAUCAUUUUUAUCUUUUGAGGCCUGCCUACACAAUGUUGCUUUGGAUGUAAUGCAUUUGUAUAAAAAAAAGGCAGUAUAAUUUGUUUUUGUAUGGGAAAUAUUUCUUUAAAUCAAUACACUGGCGCUGUAGUCCAGAAUAAUUUUUGGUACCUAGUUACGUUAUAUGCAAAAUUGCUCAUUAGCACAUCUGAAAAUAGGUUCAUAUCCUGUGUGCAUAAUUAUGAUGUAGAAAUAUUAAAGUCUAGUGGAAUAUUCUACCAGUGGAAAUUAAACCUAAAUGUAUUGUGAUUAGCAUGCAGUACUACAGGCUGUUCAUUUAUGCUAUUAAGCCAAAUGUAUAAUGCCAUAUCAAUGUAUUGUUAACAUAGUGAUCAAAAAGAUAUUUACUUAUUUUUGUUUUGAUGGAUCUAUAACAUUUCACGACAGUAAUUAAGUUAGCUCGAACUUGAUGCGGUGAAUUUUCUCAACCGCAGACAAAAUUUACAAUUUAGUAUUUUUAAUUCUUUGAUCUUUUUUCAGGCUGUUUUAAUUUCCAAAAUUAUAUGACUUCUGAGACCCAAAGGUUUCUGCACUCUGAUAAAAUAACAUUAGGUGAAACAAAUGUUCCUGUUCAAACAUUCAGGACUGGCAAUAUUUUAGCAGGAUGCAUUGAUUUUUAAAUUUUAAAAAAAAUUGUAUAGUACAUUUAGAGUACAUGUAUAGUACAUAGAAAUGUCUGAAAAAUGACACAAAAUCUGAACUGACCUGAAAAUUUAGUAUGAUGAGAAGAAUAAAUAUGCAAAAUGUUAGGGAUAAUGGCAAUAGAAGGAACAAGAUAUUGUGCCCUUCUAAACUUGUGUUGAUUCAUCUUAACAUUCUAAAUUUCUACCUCCUGGAAAGUAUAUAUAAAGAGAGAUGCCAUCCAUAUUGUGCCAUUUUGUUGAAUCCUAUAUACAUUUUAUGUAUCUAGUGUAAGUAAUGAUUUUUUUUUUACUUUUAAUGUAUGUUUUAAACCAAUUGCUUUUCUUUCGAGAUGCGAGGUGGAGAAUUUGAGGGAAGCUGUUUUGGAAAUUGCCAAUGUGUUCCAUAAACGUAGAUCAAGGCUAUGGUCAUGGCUUCAUUAGUCGUGCAUUGUCAUAACUUCUCAUAACCUAAACUAAUUUGCUACUCUGUAAAAUUUAGUUUUGUGCACAACAAUGCAUGUGUUUUCUGCUCUUUGCUGUUCACUUUUGCAGCUGUUAUAAUUUAUUUACAAAUUUUGUAUUAACCAGGAACAAUAGUUAUUGAAAUAAAAUUUGAAAUACAAAAAGUU
This is a messenger RNA of Carcharodon carcharias (great white shark), 3311 nucleotides long. RefSeq names its product E3 ubiquitin-protein ligase MARCHF3. Gene Ontology annotation, molecular function: zinc ion binding; ubiquitin-protein transferase activity. The coding region runs from base 443 to 1243 and encodes 266 amino acids. Lineage: Eukaryota; Metazoa; Chordata; Chondrichthyes; Lamniformes; Lamnidae. Gene Ontology annotation, biological process: protein ubiquitination. The record is from RefSeq and is a predicted model, not a curated record. The transcript is spliced from 6 exons.